GGGGAAAAACCUUAUAAAUGUAAUGAAUGUGGAAAAACCUUCUACAAUAAAUCAGACCUAACCAAACAUCAGAGAACACACACAGGUAAGAAGCCCUAUAGAUGUAAGGAAUGUGGGAAAUUCUUCUCUAGGAAUUCAUACCUUACAAUACACCAGAGAAUGCAUACAGGAGACAAACCCUUUGUGUGUAAAAAAUGUGGGAAAACCUUAUACCAUAAGGCAGACUAUACAGUACAUAAGAGAACACAUAGAGGGGAGAAAUCUUAUUACUGUAAUGAAUGUGGGAAAACCUUUAUUUGCAACUCAGUCCUCAACUCCCAUCAGAGAAAACACAUGGGGGAGAAGCCCUAUGGGUGUAAUGAGUGUGGGAAGUCCUUCUCUGAGAAAUCAGUUCUUACUGUACAUCAGAGGAUACACACAGGGGAAAAACCUUAUAAAUGUAAUGAAUGUGGGAAGUACUAUCAUAAGUCAGAUCUCACUAAACAUCAGAGAACACACACAAGGGAGAAACCCUAUGAAUGUAGUCAGUGUGGGAAAAGCUUCAGUUGCAGCUUAGGUCUCAAAGUACAUCAGAGAAGACACACAAGGGAGAAACCCUAUGAAUGUAAGCAGUGUGGGGAAACCCUCUGAGAAAUAAACUCUCAUAGCACAUCCAAGGAUACACAUGGGAAAAAGCUUAUAAAUGUAGAAAUGAGAGAAAUCUUUCUCAAGCAAUUCAUACCUCAAAAUACUUAGGAGAAAUCAAAUAGGACAUGACCCCUGUGAAUGUGAAGAACUUGGCAAACUUUUUACCAUAAGUCAUCUUCCAAAGUAAAUAAGAGAAUAGGCAUAGGGGAAAUUCCUAAUAAUGUAAUGAAUGUUUGAAAAUCUGCUGUAAGAGACAACUACAAAGUAACUGAAUACAUGUAGAAGAAACACUACUGAUCCAUGUAGGGAAUAUGGGGAAAUAUUUUGCUAUAAUUUGGAAUUUAUUAAACAAAGAACUUCCAUAGGAAAUAAUCUAAUGACUCACAUGGAUAUAUGAAAAUGUUCUUCCAGAGAAUGACCAUUAAUAAAAAUAAGAUAAACCACAUUUAGAGAAAACUGUCAACAUUCUGUUUCUUUUGACAACUUUAUGCACAAGUUUUACUCAUUGUUUAUUAAAUAAAUAAUAGGGAAGAUAUUCAAAGAAUGCAGCAAAUGUCGUUGAGUCUAUAUCAAGAAAUGUCAUUUUACUAAGCAAGAUAAUUCAUAUUGAGUUAAAGUCAUAACAGAUAUUUUGAAUGUGAAGACAUUAACAAAUAUCCAGACUUUAUUAUAUCUGAAGAUUGUGUUAAAGGAAAUGUGUCAGUUUAGGAAAUAAUGAAUAGAAAUUUUCUUCUAGAUACAGUAUUAUCCUGAAAGUCAUGUUUUUAAAAAAUCAGUCAUGUUUUGUUCUGAUCCCAAAUUUUUAAAUAGAAAUGUAACUGUAAACAGAAUUCUAUACAAAUAGUAACUGUAGAGUAUGAAGAUUUUUUUAAAGCACAAAUAAAUUGAAUAACCUUUUCAGUCUCUGAGUCCACUUUUGGGGAAAGAGUGUUACCCCAUGGCCCUUUCUAUCACGAGCAUCUCCUGUCCUUGAUUAGUCUGCCCUCCAACUAUACUGUUGCCUCUGCAUUUUCUGCCUAAUGGACCUACCCUUAGGGGAGCUCAGGAUGGACCACCCUCUUACCAGAACAUACAUUGGGACCAGCCAGAGGCAGUGGGAUAUAGGUUGUCCUUGAGGCUGCAUCUGCCCCUCUUCCUAGGUGCAGAGACUGGAAACCACAUUAAGUGUGUGUACAAAGCUAAAGGACCACCUAGAACCUUUAGCCCAUGUGAGUUUGGUCUCCAAUUCAGAGCCACAGGAAGCUCAGUAUAGCUUACUUUUUUUAAUCCAAGCCUAUUGACUGAAUUUUAGUGAACCCUUUUAGGUGGGCUGGUGUAGUUUUAGUGAAAUAUUUCAUAACAUAACCAUCAGUGUACAUAUUGUAGCUUGGAAGUAAAGUAUUGCAAAAGUAGUUGAAGUAUCUGCACGUCAUUCCCAAAUUUCUUUAACUUCCUAUAACCUUUACCACCUUUAAGCCUUAUUUUAAACUUGGUUUUUAUUGAUACCAUGUCUCAUUACUUUCAUUCUUUAUUUCCAUAUAUACACAUAUACUAUUGUGGAUGUACAAUAACAUAUUUUGUUGUUUUGCAAGUAUUUGCAAAAGUUAAAGUUAUUCAGCUUUUGUCUUCAAAUACAUGGUUUUGACCUUUUUACCUGCUGAUAUGUUUAGCUUUACUU
Cercocebus atys (sooty mangabey) is the source of this 2284-nucleotide messenger RNA. RefSeq names its product zinc finger protein 25-like. Gene Ontology annotation, biological process: regulation of transcription by RNA polymerase II. The transcript has a single exon. The coding region runs from base 160 to 630 and encodes 156 amino acids. The record is from RefSeq and is a predicted model, not a curated record. NCBI's taxonomy places the organism in Eukaryota, Metazoa, Chordata, Mammalia, Primates, Cercopithecidae. Gene Ontology annotation, molecular function: RNA polymerase II cis-regulatory region sequence-specific DNA binding; DNA-binding transcription factor activity.